AGUGGUGAUUCGUGGUGGGGAUGGGGUUAUGUUGGUGGUUUUGCUGAUUCUGUUUUAGGAGCACCAGUCAGAGCCGUUUCUGCGGCUGCUUCUAAUAUAAAGAAUAGUGUUGUUUCUACUACUCAAAAAGUGUGGAAUUAUGGGUCAGAAAUUAUUGAGAACGCGCAAGCAAAAAUUUUGUCUAUCGCGAAUCCAGUUACAUGGACGACCGCAGUUCCUUUGACCGUCCUUAGGACUGCUUCCAAUGUAGCUACCCCCGUUAUACAGGCAGUUGAUAAUAUUGAUAAAGCUGCGAAAGCUGUUCUCCAACCUCCUGGACCUCCACCCCCACCUCCUCCUCCUCAACCAGCCCAACCGGCUCCACCACCCAAACCAGUUGCUCCUACCCCCACCACGAACCCUACAAAAACUUGGGAUCGGCUUAUCCCUUUUGUUGCUUUGGCUCCUGCUACAGUUGCUAUUUCUAUUUUUUCCUACUUAAUCUGGAAGUAUUUUGCUCAACUGCGUAAGAUAAGACUCUACAGAAGAGCUCCUUUAAGAAUUCCCGGUCCAUCCGUACAGGAACAACUCCUUGAUCAUGUGGAAGAAGCUGGUCCACAUGAAUAUCAAUUGGUGAAGGAACGAAAACCUCCAUCUGUUCCAGCGAGAACAAAACGUUCUGCACGCGAUCCUGCUGGUGGUGGUCGCGUGAAUCGCCGCACCAUUAUUAAAAUUCAUUUUGAACUGGUGGACGAAUGUCAAAAAGGGAACACAAAAUUGACUCAGAAAGAUUUUCUGGAACUUUUAGUUCGAGAGUUCAUGGGAAGCGAAUUUAUGGAAGAAGAACAGGUUCCUAAGGAAGAGGUUCUUAUGGAAGGGGUUCUUAUGGAAGGGGUUCUUAUGGAACGUGUUCCAAUUUUAGGUUCCGUGUUUAUGGUUUAG
Molecule: messenger RNA, 921 nt
Organism: Plasmodium knowlesi strain H
Lineage: Eukaryota; Apicomplexa; Aconoidasida; Haemosporida; Plasmodiidae
Product: SICAvar, type I (fragment)
Exons: 2
Source: RefSeq, a predicted model, not a curated record